AUGGAGGAGCACAAGCCGCUGGCGGCCAUGGUGGUGGUGCAGUGCAUCUACGCGGCCAUGGCGCUGUGGGCCAAGGCCAUGUUCAGCCGCGGCAUGAACCCCAUGGUGUUCGUCGUCUACAGGCAGGCCAUCGCCACCCUUGUCCUCGUCCCCAUCACCGUGCUUGCCAACAGGAAGAGGCUGAAGGAGAUUCUUUGUAUCGGGACGACAGGCUUCGCGCUGGUGUUCUUGGCCUCUCUCGUCGGGGCGACGGCCAAUCAGUACAUGUACUACCAAGGCAUCUACCUGGGAUCAUCGUCCAUGGCGACGGCCAUGACGAACCUGAUACCGGCGAUCACCUUCGUGCUGGCGACGUCAGUAGGUCUAGAAAGCGUGGAGAUCAGGAAGCCGCGAAGCGUGGCCAAGAUAUUCGGCACCGCCGUCUGCGUCGGAGGCGCCAUGGUGAUGACCUUCCUCAAGGGCCCCAAUCUGCUGCACGACUCGCUGGGAGUCGACGGCGCCGGGCUGGACCUCCAAGACCUGCUUCUCAACUCGCCGGCGAGCCGGAAAUGGGUGACCGGCGCGCUGUUCCUCGUCGGCAGCAGCUCCUGCUGGUCGCUGUGGCUCAUCAUACAGGUUCCGAUCUGCAAGUCGUACGUGGAUCCCCUGACGCUGUCGGCCUGGAUGUGCUUCCUGUCCACGGCGCAGAUGGCGUUACUCAACUCCUUCGUGCUGCCGGACCUCGACGCCUGGAAGAUCAACUCGCUCUUCGAGGUCAUGGGCUGCAUCUUCGCCGGCGCGGUUGGGUCAGGCGUGACGUUCUACCUGCAGUCGUGGUGCAUAACGGUGAGGGGCCCGCUCUACUCGGCCAUGUUCAACCCCCUCUGCACCGUCGUCACCACCGUGCUCGCCACCGUCGUCCUCCACGAACAGCCACACGUCGGAAGCUUGUUGGGUGCAUUCGCGGUGGUCGCCGGGCUGUACAUCGUGCUGUGGGGCAAAGCAGGCGACGUCAAGAGCCCAAGGGCGGCGGAGCACGCCGAUGAUCUGGAGAAGACAUGGUCGGACUCGCAGCUCCUCGACGCGGAAAGUACGAUCACCGAGCCGCUCCUAGCGGACGACAACCGGAUCGAGAAGUAG
Molecule: messenger RNA, 1119 nt
Organism: Triticum turgidum subsp. durum (durum wheat)
Lineage: Eukaryota; Viridiplantae; Streptophyta; Magnoliopsida; Poales; Poaceae
Source: the annotation of a GenBank genome assembly